Labrus bergylta (ballan wrasse) is the source of this 2813-nucleotide messenger RNA. It is a transcript of the gene traf7, whose product is annotated as TNF receptor-associated factor 7. Gene Ontology annotation, molecular function: protein binding; zinc ion binding. The record is from RefSeq and is a predicted model, not a curated record. Lineage: Eukaryota; Metazoa; Chordata; Actinopteri; Labriformes; Labridae.
UCGAAGCGGAGAGAGGAGGGGAGAGAGAGAGAGAGAGGAAGAUUUAGGAAUUCGUCUGCAGACUUGGAGCUUCGCUGUUAAAUGAAGAAUAAUGGCUUAGAAAUCCAGCUGGCUGGUAGUGCACAUCCUGCAUUUGUGUGUCCUUUUGGUUACCAUCAGUGGUGAGAAACAUCCCUACAAUUGGCCAAAUCCAACAGAAAAAAACAGCCACAAGAACAGCCAUCACCAACUUCCCCUACACUCCUCACCCAACGCCAGCUGGAGCAGGAUGGAGGCCUCAUUUGGCCCUACCUUCUCAGCCGUGGCUGCUGGAACUAAAGCUGAAGGAUCCAGCAACUACAAGCAGCAUAGAAGAACUCCUUCCUCCUCCAGCACUCUAACCUACUCUCCCCGGGAUGAUGACGAUGGAAUGCCUCCUAUCGGUACACCUCGGAGGUCAGAUUCAGCCAUCUCAGUCAGAUCUCUCCAUUCUGAGUCCAACAUGUCUUUGCGCUCUACUUUCUCUCUGCAUGAAGAGGAGGAGGACACAGAGCCCCAGGUGUUUGCUGAGCAGCCGUCAGUAAAACUUUGCUGCCAGUUGUGCUGUAACGUCUUCAAGGACCCAGUCAUCACCACGUGUGGACACACCUUCUGCAGACGAUGUGCCUUGACUUCAGACAAGUGCCCCGUGGAUGCAGCUAAGCUAACGGUUGUAGUAAACAAUAUUGCCGUAGCAGAGCAGAUCGGAGAGCUGUUCGUUCACUGUAAAUAUGGCUGCAGGGCCACAGCUUGCAGCACAAAUGGGGCUGCAUCCUCCACCUCCACAGUGGCCGGUAAACCUGGAGCAUUUGAGGUGGACCCCCUCGGAUGCCCAUUCACCAUCAAACUGUCCAUACGCAAAGAACAUGAGGACAGCUGUGACUACAGGCCGGUCCGCUGCCCCAACAACCCCUCCUGCCCCCCACUGCUCACUAUGAACCUUGAGGCUCACCUUAAAGAAUGUGAACACAUCAAAUGUCCACACUCAAAAUACGGUUGUACAUUCAUUGGUAACCAGGACACAUAUGAAACACACCUUGAGGUGUGUAAAUUUGAGGGUCUAAAGGAGUUUCUGCAGCAGACUGAUGACAGGUUCCAUGAGAUGCAGUUGACUCUGGCCCAGAAGGAUCAAGACAUUGCUUUCCUGCGCUCCAUGUUGGGCAAACUUUCAGAGAAGUUAGAUCAGCUUGAGAAGAACCUGGAGCUCAAAUUUGAUGUGUUGGAUGAGAAUCAGAGCAAACUGAGCGAGGACCUGAUGGAAUUCCGCAGGGAUGCCUCCAUGCUUAAUGAUGAACUGUCCCACAUCAAUGCCAGGCUUAACAUGGGAAUCCUGGGCUCAUAUGACCCCCAGCAGAUCUUCAAAUGCAAGGGGACAUUUGUUGGCCACCAGGGUCCCGUUUGGUGUCUGUGUGUCUACUCUACUGGAGACUUGCUUUUUUCUGGAUCCUCAGAUAAGACUAUCAAGGUUUGGGACACAUGCACCACCUACAAGUGUCAGAAAACCCUUGAAGGUCAUGAUGGCAUUGUUCUGGCUCUCUGUAUCCAGGGAAAUAGGCUCUACAGUGGCUCUGCAGACUGCACCAUCAUUGUGUGGGACAUCCAGACCCUGCAGAAAGUCAAUACCAUCCGUGCCCAUGACAACCCUGUAUGCACACUGGUCUCCUCUCACAACAUGUUGUUCAGCGGCUCCCUCAAGGCCAUUAAGGUGUGGGACAUAGUGGGUACAGAGCUGAAGCUGAAGAAGGAGCUGACUGGUCUGAAUCAUUGGGUUAGAGCACUGGUGGCCUCCCAGAAUCACCUGUACAGCGGCUCUUAUCAGACCAUCAAGAUUUGGGACAUCCGUUCUUUGGAGUGUGUUCACGUCCUGCAGACCAGUGGGGGCAGUGUGUACUCCAUCGCUGUCACCAACCAUCACAUUGUCUGUGGCACCUAUGAAAACCUCAUCCAUGUGUGGGACAUUGAGUCUAAAGAGCAGGUGCGGACACUGACAGGCCACGUGGGAACAGUUUAUGCUCUUGCUGUCAUCUCCACCCCUGACCAGACCAAAGUGUUCAGCGCCUCCUACGACCGCUCACUUAGGGUAUGGAGCAUGGACAACAUGAUCUGCACCCAGACCCUGCUGCGACACCAGGGCAGUGUCACAGCUCUGGCUGUUUCCAGAGGACGCCUCUUCUCUGGAGCUGUCGACAGCACCGUUAAGGUAUGGACAUGCUAAGCAAACAGUAUUCUCUGCAGGAGUCCAGUUAACUUCCCAUCUAUGUUUGUGUCAGAGGGACUCUACCAAUGGUAACAAUUAACAGUCUCAGACCAGUAAUACUCCUCUGCUCCCUAUUUGAACCAUUUCACUGUCUGCAUUGCUUUCGAAUGUCAUACAAACACUCCCAACACCUGGACCCUGAUUGUCCAGAUCGCCAUUCUUAGUGACCUGUUCACCAGUGCAUUAUGGGGCAAAAUAAGACGAGCUGCCUUAUAGCUGUGCCACUCUACCAAACCAAGAUGAACUGGAUGCUACACUCCGUUUUCAGAGCGGGAAGCAAAACGUUUGGACAGUCCUCUCUGCUUUCUGCGAACACUCCAUUCAAAAUCAGUACUGACGAUGCCUACUGCAAACUGUUUAGAUAAGUCUAGAGGCUGGUUUCACAAACAUGAUGUGACAUGUCACUCACCCCAAAUCCAUAUUUUUAUGCACUCCAGACAAAGACCAAACUGAAGAAUUCCAGAUUGGGACAAAGUAGUUAUAUCCAAAUGCAGUUUCAUGUUUAAUAUGUGCUUAAGACCGAAUUAAUGUCAGCUCA